Messenger RNA from Trifolium pratense (red clover), 1508 nucleotides. Its product is annotated as transcription factor MYB97-like. The coding region runs from base 138 to 1385 and encodes 415 amino acids. The transcript has 2 exons. Lineage: Eukaryota; Viridiplantae; Streptophyta; Magnoliopsida; Fabales; Fabaceae. The record is from RefSeq and is a predicted model, not a curated record.
AGUCAAAACAAAUUUAAUUAAUGUAUAGUUAUUAUUUUGCCUGCAUCAAAAUUGAAAAUCAAUGAAAAGUUGAAACUUCAAGUAAUUAAUUAAUUAAUUAACAAGAGGGGGAGGGUGUGUCAACUUUUUUUAGAAAAAUGGAACACAUGAACAAUAUUGGUAAUGGAGUGAAUGAUCAAAAUGGGUUGUUUGGUACGAUGGAAAGAGGAUGCAGUGGUGACGGGGAAGGUAGUGGUGGUGGAGGUGGUGGUGAUGAGGUGAGUUUGAAAAAGGGUCCUUGGACAACGGCUGAGGAUGCAAUUUUGAUAGAUUAUGUGACAAAACAUGGUGAAGGGAAUUGGAAUGCAGUUCAAAAAAAUACAGGUUUGAAUCGUUGUGGGAAAAGUUGUAGGCUUAGAUGGGCUAAUCAUUUAAAACCCAAUUUGAAAAAAGGUGCAUUUUCUCCUAAUGAAGAGAAACUCAUUGUUGAACUUCAUGCUCAAUUUGGGAAUAAAUGGGCUAGAAUGGCUACUUUGUUACCUGGAAGAACGGACAAUGAAAUCAAGAAUUACUGGAAUACAAGAAUUAAACGCCGUCAACGACAAGGUCUUCCUCUAUAUUCAGACGAACAUGAUCGUACCAACACACCAACAACAUCAACAACACCUUCACCAUGUGUGACUCCAAAUGGAUCAAACUCUAACAACAUUACAGCAAAAUUUGAGUUUAUCAAUCAAACCCAACACCAAUAUCAACAAAACCAUCAUCAUUCUUCACCACUCCAACAUAGACAACAACAUCAACAACAACAUUCUUAUUCUCCUCACACUUUCUUAGACACUUCACCUACACCAUUGUCAUCUUGUUCACCACUCUCAUUCACUUUCCAAAGACCCACACCACUCUUAUCAACCCCGUUUCGCUUCAAACGCUACCGCUCAAAUCCAAACUUCAGCCUUCAAGUCCCUAAUUCAAUGACACAAAAUUGUACCUCUCCACACCAUGAUCUUUCUUUAACUUCUCAUCAUGAUAGUAAUUUCAAGUUCCCAAUUCAUUAUAACUCAAGUUUCUCGCAAUACUUUAAUACUCCUUUGUUGGAAUCCGACCGAGGAGUCUCUUUUUCAUCGUCUUCGCCUUUCUCAACAAAUUUGGAGCUACCUUCAAACCAAUAUUCAAGAGUAUCCUCUGAACAAGAUAUUAAGGCAAAUAAUAUUGAGUUCAAUAAUGAUCCUAAUGGCUUGAUGGGAGAUCUUUUAAUGGAUGCACAAACAAUUGCUUGUGGACAAAAUUCAAAGAAAAGAAAGUACUUGAGCUUAAAUGAAGGAAAUGAUAUGUUUAAUGGUUGUCAAAGUUAUGAUGAAUUUCCAUUUAACUCUGUAUAUUGGUCUUCUAAUUCAGGUUACUAAUAUUAUCUUUAUAAUAUUGGUUUAUUCUAGAUAAUUUAUUUUGGAUAUUUUUUGGUUGUUUGUUUUUGGGGUUAGAGUACAUUUUAUACUCUAUUUAAUAAAAUUUUGUUUGUAAAUAAAAAA